Diabrotica virgifera virgifera (western corn rootworm) is the source of this 3983-nucleotide messenger RNA. RefSeq lists its product as uncharacterized. The transcript is spliced from 6 exons. Bases 1 to 3933 code for a protein of 1310 amino acids. Lineage: Eukaryota; Metazoa; Arthropoda; Insecta; Coleoptera; Chrysomelidae. The record is from RefSeq and is a predicted model, not a curated record.
AUGUCCGAAAAAAGGGCGGCCGAUAAGCCGCCCGAUCAAAAAAACAGUGAAACUGAUAACACGGAGAACAGGUUACUUACGAUGGAAUAUAUUAAUGGUUUGUUAAAAAGUUUGGAAGCUGAAGUUCCCGCUUAUCUCAAAUCACUUCUUAUAUACAACGGAUUUGAUAAUUUAUAUUCCCUUUCACAGUUUAAUAUUGAUGAAGACAUUGAGAGAAUGGAGUGUUAUCCAAGGGACGUCCUUUCAAAGGUAUUGAAAGGAGAAGAAAAAAAAGCAAUGUCUGAAGGCUGUCCAGCUGAAAAAACUUUCCCCAAAAAGAGAAGAACAGUGACAAAUAAAAGUACAUCUCGAUCUGAGAGUGGUAAUGAAGGCGAUGGUUUUUGUACUCCAAAUGAUGGUUGUGUUUCUCAAGAUGAAGAGCAAGUUAAUUAUGCGAUGCAGCAUGUUUUAAAUAUUAGUCGAAGCUAUAUCGAUAAAUUUUCACGAAAUGAAUUCGACAAAGGCAAAAUUAGUGAAGAACGAUUACAAGAUGUUUUAAAUAAUUCCAAAAACCUUAAAGUCAAAAUGGAUGGUGAAUUUACUGCAAAAAUAUCUUGCCCUUUAUGUACAUUUAUUUCUUCAGCCUAUUCAGUGAAGAACUCCAAAACCGGAAGAAAAUGGGUGAUUUCAAACUUCCUGAGACAUUAUAAAAUACAUUUUAAAGAUGAUCGAACCAACUUAACUAAAAAAUUACCGAUUAAACCGCAGAAACCCGAAAUUCAGACCACUAUACUUAACUUUAUAAAAAAAGAUGCUAAUAAAAAAUGUGACUUAAACCAAGAUUUUGAAGAUCCAAGAGGAAAUCUCUUUGACCUAACCGAUCCCAAUACAGAUUUAAAUUAUGGAGCUUCGACAUCAUCUGGAUUGCACUUGGAAUUGACUACUGAAUUGAGUCAAAAUGAUUCGUUCAUUGACCAAAAUUACGAAAUUCAUGAUGAGGCACAGCAAAAUAAUCCUAAUGGGGUUUUUUUACACUAUAACACAGACCUCGACACAGACUCUCCAACAGAUAAUCAAUCGUCGAGUCAACUAAGAACAAUUGUUGUUAAUGAUUUUUCUACUGAGGAACAUCAAGGAGCCAGCCAAGUUGUAAAUGAUAUCCCAGUAUCUGAAUUAGAGUAUAAUCCAGACAAUUCAUCUCCAUUGGAAGAUUUUUUCUUUCUUGACAAUGUAGCGGAAAUCAAUCAAAGCAAUAAUGGUUCUGAAAAAGUAAAGUCUCCCAAAGCUAAAUCUUUAUUUGAUGAUAGCAAUUCCAGAAGAGAAAGAAGCUUGCGCAUAUUAAAUGAGUUACCAUAUCAUCAAACACAAAUAACAACUUUUCUAAAUACCAUAAAUCAUGCCAUAGACACUAACCCAGAAGUUACAAACACCCUAAGUAUCCUUACCGAAAAUCAAGGCAUUAAUAAAUUUAAUUAUGGCACCAAAGGCCUACUAAAAUAUCUAUUAGACUCAGCAAUAAGAAACUCUAAAAAUAAAUCAGGACACACAAAUAAAUUUGAUGAUGGAAUGAAACGAUUCUGGCUUUAUAUAUUCAUUAGCGCAGGAAGGAUGAGUUAUGAAAUAUUGCACUCAAAUUUAAAAAAUAUACUGCCUUCUGUCACAACUAUUCACAGACAACUAGAAGAAAUGAAUAAUAUAUUAGAGGGUGAAGUGAGAAUUGAAGACUUAAAACUUUAUUUACAAAAGAGAAAUUAUCCACCCAUAAUUUUUAUAUCCGAAGAUCAAACUGCACUCAUCAAAAAAGUCCAAUAUGAUUCAGCUUCAAAUCAAAUGGUUGGCUUUGUAGCACCUUUACAGGAACAGACGAGAUUUCCUCGCAUUAACAAAUUCCCAGUUGAUUCAGUUAGCGACAUUGAAAAUGCUUUUAAGAAUAAAACAUUAGCAAUAAAUGCAUAUAUUUUUAUGGCUCAGCCAUUAGUAGAUGGAUCACCCGCAUUUUGUAUAUCAAUAUUUGGCAGUGAUAAUAGAUUUACCUCAGAAGAUGUUUAUAAACGAUGGCAAUAUCUCAUAAAGGAAGCAGGAAAACAUGGAAUUACAAUUUUGGGCUUUUCAAGCGAUGGUGACACUCGGUGCUUAAAAAGUAUGAAAAUUAUAUCGAAAUUGUCAUUUACUUCAUUGAACCCUUACUCUCCCUAUUUUCAGGCGAAUUACAAUUUAGAAAAUCCAGCAGUUUUUCAAGACACUAUACAUAUAUCAACGAAGCUUAAGACUCGUUUAUUAAAUGAAAAUAUUUCUAUGAAUAUGGGAGGAAAACGAGUAUCUAUUGACAAUAUCCGGUACAUAAUUGAAAACUAUCCUAGAGAUAAACACUUAUUAUGCAAGAGCUUCCUUGAAUCUUCCGACAAAAUGAACUUCAAUGCAAUAGACAAGUUAAGUUCUGAACAUGUCACAAAUAUGCUUAAGGAAGUUCCCAACGCCGAAGCUACAAGGCAAUAUUUAAUACUGACUCGCAACAUAUUGGAUGCAUUCUUGUUAAAAGAAAUUAGUGUUGAAAGACGAGUAUACCUAAUUUGGUAUUCAACUUUUUUCAUGCGUAUUUGGAAAGCCUGGCUAAAAAAAAAUGGUGAAAAUAUCCAAAAGAAUUUUAUCACCACAAAUGCCUAUACAUGCAUAGAAAUAAACGCUCAUGGAAUUAUUUUAGUCAUUGAAAAACUUCGGCAAAAUGGAAUUUCAGAAGCUUUUCUUCCAUGGCUGUAUAGCAGUCAGCCAUGUGAAAAAGUAUUUAGAGAAACUCGGUCCAUGAGUAGCACAUUUUCAACUAUGAUAAAUUAUACACUGCUGGAUGUUUUAAGAAGAUUAAAACGUAUACAAGCUAUGCAUGAGAUAAGCACAGACUUAGGUCCCAAUUUUAGAUUCCCCAGGCAAGAAAACAAACGACUUGGAAAUAAUUCAAGUGUCUUUAAAGUAACUGAGUUUCCAUCAACUGAUGAAAUGAUUAACAUAAUUAAAAAGGCCCAAGAAGACGCACUAUCUGACGCUAAAAAAAUUGGGAUGGAAAUGAACAGGGAUUGUUGUAUAGAAAUUAAUUUACCGACUUGUGACAAUCCGGAAGAGCAAGAAGAGGUGCAGGGAAGUAUAAUUAUCACUGAUACCAUUUCAAAGGAACAUGAGCCAGACCUCGAGCCAGACUUUUCUAAUGAAGACCGGGAGUUUCUUGAAUAUACCUCUACAUUUAAUAAUUAUGACUCUUUACAUUUGAGAGACUAUACGGGUCAAAAGAAAGCACAAAAAUCGUGUCUGUCAGUGACACUUAAAGACAAAAAAACACGAAUUAUAAAAAAAUCUACUCUAAUUUGGUUUUUUCAGGAAAAACAGGGUCGUUUAUCAACCGACAGACUGCUCCGGGUAAAGGGAAUGACAGUUAAAAAUACGCAUAAGGGGUUAUCAAAAAAAAAACAGUUCAGGAAAAAGCCAGGCCAAGGACUUCAACCAGCAGGCAAUAUCAAAAAAAGAAAAAUGUUUCGUCAACCUCAUGAACGAGCUCAUAAAGAUAGUACAUCUGAAUCUCGAUCUGAAUCAGAUGAGAUUAGCUUAGAAAGUGAAACUUUGAGUGAAGAUUUCUCUGACUUAGAAGAUUGCCAUAACGAAUGUACAAAAAUGCCAGUAAUUCAGCUAGAAUCUUAUUAUGCUGUGUUUUAUGAUACACAAUGGUAUCUAGGGCGUGUCAUCAACAGCUACAGCUCAGAAAAGUUUAAAGUGAAAUUUUUACAACAAGACCUGGAUACUUUUAAGUGGCCCAAAAAAGAUGAUAUCCAAGAUGUUCACAAAGAGUUUAUAUUUUAUGGACCAGUUAGUCUAAGCGGAACUGAACCAUUUUCUUUAAAAAGAAAUGAUUUGAUUGCUAUUAAACAGAAAUACAAAACAAUCAAAUCCAUCAAAUCAUUAAAAAAUUAAACAUAUUUUUUUAUGUUAUUUAUUAUGUUAAUAAAGCUACUUUGCUUAAU